Messenger RNA from Pneumocystis murina B123, 2306 nucleotides. RefSeq lists its product as hypothetical. The record is from RefSeq and is a predicted model, not a curated record. Bases 36 to 2306 code for a protein of 756 amino acids. NCBI's taxonomy places the organism in Eukaryota, Fungi, Ascomycota, Pneumocystomycetes, Pneumocystales, Pneumocystaceae. The transcript is spliced from 5 exons. Gene Ontology annotation, cellular component: mating projection tip.
AGAAUUGAAUCAGUGUAAUUGAUCUCUUAAUAUUUAUGUCGCAGGCGACACAUACUUUUGUUCAUAGUUUAAAUUGCAGGGAUAAUAAUUGUAAAGGCUCUUGUCGAAGCCCGGCUCAAUAUUCAUCGCAAUCAUUUCCUAAGGCUCCACCACUUGUUUAUGAAAAAACAGGCUAUGAAUCAUGGGAAAAAAAUCAUAAUGACAAUAUGAAUUAUCAUACAUAUCAAAUGAAUUAUGUUCCUCCGGAUAAAAAUGUUCCUUAUCUUUUAUUGCCUGCUAGAUUGUCACUUAUUUGGGUUAAUAAAUGGACAAUUGCUUUAAUUAUUCUUUUUGUUCGGCUCCUUUUCUUUUUAAUUUCUUUUAAAAAAGAUAUGGUCAAUGCUGAAGAGAAAAUGCAUGAUGCGUAUACUAUUAUACAGUAUACUGCCAAUUCUUUAGUACUUAUGCCUCGUUCAACAGCAAUAGGAACAAAUAAAGUGAUUGCACUUGGUAUUGAGAAUAGUGUUAGGGCUUUAAAUAAAACUUUAAUACUUAUUAUCUUGGGUGUACAACAUAUUAUUUUGUUUUUCAUUGAAAUGAUUAUACAUACUUGGACAUGUCUUUUAGAGCUCUCUAUUCAAGGCGGGAUAAAGAUUAUAGCAGAUGUUGUGGAAAAAAUCUCAAAGUUUGUUAAUAAAGUACUUAAGUCUAUUGAAAAAGAUAUUCUUGCUGGAAUCCAAGAAAUAAAUAAAGGAAUCGCUUCUAUUUUAAAUACUAUUGAAAAAACAGCAAAGAUUUUAGGAAAAAAUAUUAAAGUUCCUACUCUAUCUAUCCCAAUUGAAGAAAAAAUUUCUAAUUUUAGUAUUCCGAAUAAUUAUGAUGAUGAGUUAAGAAAGCUUGGAGAUAGAAUUUCCUUAGAGCCUUUAAAAAAUACAGUGAAGAGCUCAAUUGCAAUUCCUUUUUAUGAAUUAAGGAAACUUAUUAAUAAUACACUUUCAAAUUAUUCUUUUGAUUCUUCGCUUUUGCCUGUGCCUUCUGUUGAUGAAUUUGCAAUUUAUUCAGAUAAUGGGGAUAUUGACAAAGUUUUUAAAAGGCUUUCUAAUGAUAUUUACACUGCUGUUCACAGUAUUUUGCUUGUUUUAGUAAUAUUGGCUAUAUUAGCUAUAGUUCCUUUUGCUAUUAAAGAAUGGUGGAAUUGGAAGAGAUUGCAAUCAAAAGCUGCUAUGGUUUGGUCAAUUUUUUCAAUUACUAAAACAUUUGAUCCUACAGAAUUUAUUCUUACAGUUGCCUAUCCAUGGUCAACAUUGUUAGGUCUAAAAUUUUCUUCUGCUUUUCGAAAUCAACAUCAUAAGAUUUUAAUACGAUGGUUUAUAUCGUAUAUUUUUCAUCCAUCAUCUUUGUUUGUACUAUUUCUUGGGAUUUUAGGGUUUAUAAGUUGUGGACUUCAAAUGAUUCUUUUGUCUAUAAUGAAAAAGAGUUUACUUAGCUCGCCAGAAGAAAACGUUCCGCUGAAUGUUUCUGAGAAACUUCAAGCUGCGUCUUUGAAGUGGUCAAAUGAUGUGAAUAAUGUUUUAAAUCAAACAGCUGUUGAUCUAAAUAGUCAUAUCUUUGGGUGGGUUUAUGCAAGUACUCAGUCUAUAAAUAAUACUUUAAAUGUUUUUAUGGAGACUACAACAGAUAGCUUUAAGAAAAUAUUUGGAGGUACAGUUUUAUAUCAACCUAUUCUUGGUGUUUUAGAUUGCAUGCUUUUUAUAAAACUUAGAGGAAUAGAGAAAGGACUAACAUGGAUACAUCAAAAUGCUCGUAUAUCAUCACCAAUUAUUCCAAAUAAUAUUUUAACUUCUUUUGUUGAAAAUUCUACAUCUCAUACAGAUUUUGUAAGUGCUGCUAAGAGUUUAAAUCAGAAAUUUUAUUCAAUUUUGAAUACUUUAAUUGCUGGUUAUGAAAAAUCUAUAAUUUUUGAAGCUAAAAUAUCUUUUGUAUUGGUGUCCGCUUGGAUAUUAAUAUUUGUUUUGGGUCUUCUUAGAAUUAUUUUUGCUCGAAAACCUGUUGUAAGAGGAUUAGGUGGAGGACCAUAUUCAGAAUUUCCUUCAAGAGCUAUUUCAAAUCCUAUUUUUAAGAAUAAAGAUGAAUAUGAUUAUAUUCCAUCAAGUGCUCCGCGAUAUACAGCAGAUCCUGCUAAAAAUGCUAAAAUUCCUCCCGAAUUUUCUAAAGGGCCUUUUAUAGUUGAUGAUAAUAUUUCAGAUUUUGCAAAAUAUGAGCCUUCUGGUGCGGUUGUAGAACAAUAUAAAUCAAAAAACGAUAAAUAUCGGAAUAGAAAUCUUUAA